UCCUGAAUCUACAACCACGCGCUUCUCCACCGCGAUUGUGUAAUAGCGGGCCGGCAGCUAGCUAUUGUGCUAAUUUAGCUACAGCAAUUUUUGAAAGCCGUUCGCACUUUAAAGUCCACAUUUAGCCGCUUUGGUACAUCCAAACGAGGACAAUUUCUGGGUCGGUCGUAGUUAGACCCACGAUGUCCUUUCCUCCACAUUUAAACCGGCCGCUGUUACCCCCUCCCGGGUUACCCCCUCAGUAUGCUGGCUUCCCUGCAGGAGCUCCCAUGAUCCCAGUUCACAUGGGCAUCAUGACCCCCAACCCUGUAAUAGUGUCAUCACUACCAGUGGUCAGCAAACCUCCAAUCCAUAGGAAGGACCCUCUCAUCCGAGCCAAAGACGACGAGGCCGGCCCAACAACCACAGUCUUUGUGGGCAACAUAUCUGAAAAAGCCUCAGACAUGCUUAUCCGGCAGCUGCUAGCGAAGUGUGGAAUAGUUUUGAGCUGGAAAAGAGUUCAGGGAGCCUCAGGGAAGCUACAAGCAUUCGGGUUUUGUGAGUACAAAGAGCCAGAUUCCACUCUUCGAGCGCUGCGGCUACUUCAUGACAUGCACAUCGGGGACAAAAACCUUCUUGUGAGAGUGGAUCCCAAAACUGAAGCACAGCUAGAUGAGUGGAAGGCCAAGAAGAAAAGUGCUAAUGGGAAAGUGGGCUCGGAGAAUGGAGAUGAUGGAGAGGAGGUUCUGGAUGAGGAGACCAAGAAGAAGGAUCAGGCCGUCAAAACUUCUAUCGAUGCAUUAAUGCGGGAAUACGCUGACGAGCUCAGCGCGCCUUCACAGGAUGAAGAUUCCCUGCGGCGAAAAAGAAAAAAGGACAAAAAAGAUGAGGAUGACUUGAACACAAUCGAUAUGGAGGACGACAAGAGAGACCUGAUUACCAGAGAGAUUAGUAAAUUUCGAGACACUCACAAGAAAAGAGAGGAGGAGAAGGACAAGCGGGAGAAGGAGCGUCUGGAGUUUGAGCGGGAGAAGCGCGAGCGGGAAAAGGAGCGUGAGCGCGAAAGGGAAAAAAGGGACCGUGAGAAGGAGAAGGAGCGCGAGAGGGAACGGGAGAGGGACAGGGAACGGGAGCGCGACAAAGACCGUGAGCGCAGGACCAGAGAGCGAGACUGGGAGGGGGACAGAAGUCGAGACAAGAGUAUUGCUCGCAGCCUCUCCAGGGAGAAGAGCCGGGAUCGAGAAAAGAAACGAGACUUGGACGAUGAAGAGGAUCUGCACGAGCGCAGGAGGCUUGAAAGGAAACUCAGAGACAAAGAAGCAGCCUAUCAGGAGCGCCUAAAAAACUGGGAGCUCAGAGAGAGGAAGAAAGCACGGGAUAACGACAAAAAUGCAGAGAGGGAAGAUGAGCGCCGACGUGAGAUGAUGAAAGAAGGCAAACGGCUAAAAGGGUUCCUGGAAGACUAUGAUGAUGACAGAGAUGACCCUAAAUACUACAGGGGCAGUGCACUGCAGAAGCGCUUCAGAGACCGAGAAAAGGAGGCAGAGGCGGAUGAGCGUGAUAGGAAGAGAGAGAAGGAGGAGCUGGAGAAAAUCAGACAGAGGCUGCUAGACGAGGGACAUCCAGACCCAGACGCAGAGCUGCGGAGGAUGGAGGAGGAAGAGGAGGAGCGACUCAAACGCCCUCCCGUUAUCCAAGAGCCGGAGCUCGAGGAGCCGUGGGAGCAGCGCCACAGGUCUUCACGGGAGCAUCGAGGGGACCACCGCGACCACAGGGGGGAUCACAGGGAGAAUCACAGUGGGUACCAUGACAGAGUGGAGCAUCGUCCGCACCCCACCCACUCUGAGUACGACGAGGUCGAGGAAGGCGAAGACAACUACUACGAGGAGGACCACGCCGAAGUCAAACCCUGCCUCAAGCCCACCAUGAGGCCCAUCACGGUGGCGCCGUCUGUGUCGUCGGCCAGCGGCAACGCGUCGCCCAACACGCCCGGCCACGAGUCGCCUUGCGGCAUCAUCAUCCCCCACGAGAACUCUCCCCCCAACAAGCUGCCUGAUGACGAGAACAGACCCAAGAUUGGGCUCAGCCUCAAACUGGGUGCAAGCGGAAGUCCCAGUCAGCCCAACGUAAGCAAGAGGAAGAAGCUGCCGGUCGACAGCGUCUUCGGCAAGUUUGAAGACGAGGAAGCAGAUGAACAGCCGCGGAAGAGGAAGUUGGUGCCUCUGGACUAUGACGAUGACAAAAGCCUGGGGGUGGACGGCACCAAGGGGUCCAACUCGGAGGAGAAACGCAAACAUAUCAAGAGCCUCAUUGAAAAGAUUCCCACGGCCAAGCACGAUCUGUUCUCCUACCCUCUGGAUUGGUCCAUGGUGGACACUGCGUUAAUGGAAAGACACGUGCGGCCGUGGAUCAAUAAAAAGAUCAUCGAGUAUAUCGGAGAGGAGGAGCCCACGUUAGUGGACUUUGUCUGCUCCAAGGUGAUGGCUCACGGCACCCCACAGGGCAUUUUGGAUGACGUAGCUAUGGUUCUUGAUGAAGAGGCUGAAGUCUUCAUCGUUAAAAUGUGGAGGUUGCUCAUCUAUGAAACAGAGGCCAAGAAGAUUGGUCUGGUGAAAUAAGUACAAUUGGCAUUCUUCGUUACAAUGUAUAAAAUAGAUUUGGGAGAGUUUGUUCAUGGCCGACAACUUGCUUCAACAUUUUUGUUGUAAAUAAUGUCAUUCUUUGGUAUUUUCUUUAAAAGGCCCAUUUGCUUAUUUUUGAAUCAGCUUACUUGAACCUCUAGUUGUGGGGAAGUUGAUUGAGCAGGGUUGCCUUCAACAUGUGGGUUGCGUCAUUUUAUGCGCACACCUGCAGCUAGACAUUUGAGGGCAUGCCGUUGAUUUCAUUCUUUCCCCUGAAUACAUUUGUUAAAACCACUACAAGCAAAUGUUGCAGUUAAGAAUCUUUCCAUUUUUUUGUAUUGGUGAACAUUUCAAUAAAAAUGUAGAUGUUUUA
Syngnathus typhle (broad-nosed pipefish) is the source of this 2973-nucleotide messenger RNA. It is a transcript of the gene rbm25b, whose product is annotated as RNA binding motif protein 25b. Gene Ontology annotation, molecular function: mRNA binding. NCBI's taxonomy places the organism in Eukaryota, Metazoa, Chordata, Actinopteri, Syngnathiformes, Syngnathidae. Gene Ontology annotation, biological process: mRNA processing; regulation of alternative mRNA splicing, via spliceosome. Bases 183 to 2597 code for a protein of 804 amino acids. The record is from RefSeq and is a predicted model, not a curated record. Gene Ontology annotation, cellular component: spliceosomal complex. The transcript is spliced from 17 exons.